Molecule: messenger RNA, 4572 nt
Organism: Salvelinus namaycush (lake trout)
Lineage: Eukaryota; Metazoa; Chordata; Actinopteri; Salmoniformes; Salmonidae
Product: cyclin-I-like
Exons: 8
Coding region: 2389-3609 (406 amino acids)
Biological process (GO): mitotic cell cycle phase transition; regulation of cyclin-dependent protein serine/threonine kinase activity
Cellular component (GO): nucleus; cytoplasm; cyclin-dependent protein kinase holoenzyme complex
Molecular function (GO): cyclin-dependent protein serine/threonine kinase regulator activity
Source: RefSeq, a predicted model, not a curated record
AGACAUAUUCCUGUAUACCUUUCACUCUGAUCCCAGCAGUUCUCAGGAAUGGUUGGCAGUUCAGGGACGCUGUAGGAGCUGGUGUGAAGGUUCUGAGCUGUCCUUCUCGACACGAUCCAGACAAGCUUCUUAUUGUUGGGUUUGCUACAUUCAGGGGAAGAGUAGUCGGACAUACACUUGGCCACUAGUCCCUUCCAGUGUAGCAGCUCAACGUCAGUGAUCUGUAAAAGACGACCAGGGCAUCAUAACAUUGAACACCAGGUUACAUAAUAGACUGGGUCAGCAGAAACCUUUGGGAUGGAUUCCAGACGUUGUAAAAGGAUAGCGGCCGGGAACUUGAGGCCGGGGAAUGUGAAAGGGCCCUUUAAAAAAAAAAUGUCUUUCCAUAACCGUGCCAGUUGUCAUAUGAAACCUUCUGGACUAGGGUUGUGGGCAUACAAUAUUCAGAGAUGGUUCCAGGGAGAAAUAGGUUUCUUUUGUGUGUAACAAAGGAUUACAUCAUUGCUAUGUGAUAAAGCUUCAAGGAUUUUCUAAUAAGUGUAUAAUGUGUUUACCUUGAGAUGUCUCUGAACAUGAUGUGCUAUUUCUAACAUAUCAACAGACUGCAUGGCUUCAAUCUCCUGAGUGAAGAGUGACAGGGCCAAGACUGACGGCUGGAAGAGAAGAGACAAAAUGCAUCAAAUUAGACUGCAGCUGCCAAGAGGUCUCCUGUAAUAUGUAACAUCUUAUGGACUCUCUGGGGUAAAUCGUUACUUUAGCUUUGGAGAACGCGAUCCGGCAGAGACAGGCUUUGAGCUGGACCUCUAGUGUGUCGAGGUUCAGGGCCUCCUUCCUGUAAAGGUUAAAAUACUUAUAAGAACCAAUCUGGGUGUGAAAACAAGGUGUUAAGGCUAUCUGUUACAUAAUUGAGUUUGUUCGGGUGGAAUGGACACAUGCUAUUUGAUCAUGUCCAGUGAGAAUAGUUAAAACCAUCCGUCCUACUUUCAGUCAGGACUAAUAAGUACAUGUCUAGUUGUCCAAGUGAAUUAUGUCACACUAUUACCAUCUUCCAAAUGAGGUUGAUUGCUAGGUGAAUUGUAAUAUCUUUUUAUAAUGGGUUCUUACAGGUCUGAGGUAUGGGCGCUUGUGAUUCCGUGGUAUAGGUGCAAAAACGUUAAGGCUGUGAUGGUUUUGAGUUGGAAGUUGAGUUUCUCUGAAAUGAUCUUCUCCAUGCGAGUGAGGUCCGAGACCGUAAACUUGCACUGGCUGAUACGAAUAAGUUCAUUGGUGGAAGACACGUUACACUCCUCUUCGACUGCUUUGGCUGCGAUGUGGAGGCAGCUGAUGCCGAUGCAGGCUAGAUGUUUGGGUUGGACCUGAAGAGAGACACACACAAUAGCUUGGAAUUAGUGGAAAUAGGGACAGGCUAUUAUUACUCACUGAAACUCCCUUUUUAUUUGUAGUUUGUCUAAAGCACAUUAUUGCUUUGUCAUCAAAAGAAAUGGAGAACACAUGUCAACCUAAUGUUGCUAAUUAGCUUUAGAGUACUUGAAAUUACUAAAAUGUGCUCUUGAUUGGGUCUUCAUCUUACCUUCAUCAUGGCCAGGAAUCGAUCCAACAGGUUGACUGCCAGAACGAAAGUCUGUGUACUGUACCCAAAGAAACUAGUCAGGCUCCAGAGGUCCUCCACUUUGGUGUCCCGACAUUUAGCUGAUAUACCCCUGCUGUCAUUCUGUAAUUAAUAAGAUCAAGAUAAAAUAUUAUUUCUUUACAGUAAGAUUUUAGGCAUUUAGUGUGUAUUAGUGUAAUGUGUUUAUGGACCAAUUUGUUUCACCAUAAUGUUUAGGGAUUCAUAUCGAUCACGUGAACAAUAUUUAUAUUUAGCUACUGUACUGCAGACUACCUCUCCAGUCGAUUCGAUUAAGCGGAGUCCUGUUUCCUUCGGAAGAUAAUAACUCUCCUGUUCAAAAUUGGCUAUCAGCUCCCUCAUAAGUUUCACAGUUUCCAUGUCUGGACUCGUUUACAGCAAUCUGAAUGUCUUUCACUGUAAAACAAGACGGAGUGUAAUGUUAGUAAAUGUUUGUCCGCCCUACAUUUGUUCACCCGGUCAAGGUUUGCCCAACCCUGGCCUCAGCUGGGAUUCGGUGUCAGAUUUCUUAGGUUAACGCCUACUUAAUCACAACACAAAACGAAUCUAAUUGGAAUUUUUCCAGUGUAAAGUCGUAAAUAUGAUCACAAAUGUCGUGAGAUACUCAGACAUUUACAUCAAAAACAAGCUUGAAACCAUUAGCUAUGCUUCAAAUCGUCGACGAGCGGGGGAAGGGGGUCGGAUUCUUGUUCUUGCCUAGGAAGCAGUGCAUUAGCUGGUAGCUGUAUCCAGUGAGGAGGGAGGCGUAUCCAAGGGUGAAUAUGAAGUUUGCCGAACCCUUGGAAAGCCAGAGGCUGUCUUUUCUUCUGGAAAAAGCCGCCUCUAGGGAAGCCCUGAUGUGGAAGGUGUACGUGCCCAAAAAGCCAUCUCCCGGCAGUCAGGAUACAGACAUCUCCCCUGCCCAGCGUGAUGAGACUGUGUGCUGGCUCAUUGACCUCCACAGUGACACCAAGCUCUAUCCAGAGACCCUCUCCCUAGCCAUCAGUAUUUUGGACAGGUUUUUAGGCACUAUAAAGGCCCGUCCAAAGUACCUCCGCUGCAUCGCCAUCGCCUGUUACUUCCUGGCUGCCAAAACCAGCGAGGAGGACGAGCGUGUGCCGUUGCUGUGUGACUUGGCCAGCAGCAGCAGAUGUGGCUGCUCCCCAUCAGAGAUACUAAGAAUGGAGAGGAUCAUUCUGGAUAAACUUAACUGGGACCUGCACGCUGCCACACCGCUGGAAUUUCUACACAUUUUCCAUGCCAUGGUGCUGUCCUGCAAGCCACGGUUCAUGGUGGGUCUGGUGGGGUGUAAUCCGUCGCAGCACCUGUCGGUGUUGACCCAGCAGCUGCACUACUGCCUGGCCGACAGCGCCCUGCUACAGCCCCUCUCCCGGGGAGUCAUGCUGGCGCUGGCCCUCUUCACCCUGGAGCUGGAGAAUAUCUGCCCUGACUGGCUGGCUCUCACGAUCAACCUGCUCAGAAAAACACAGAUUGACAGUUCUCAGCUGAUCCGAUGUCGAGAGCUGGUGUCACGUCACCUGUCCACACAGGAAGCUUCCCUGCCUCCCAACACUGUGUACAUCUACCAGUCCCUACACCACAGUCUGGACCCGGAUCCCUGCACCCGGGGAAGAGAGUCCAACACCAGGCUCCCCUCCCCGGACACAGACCCACCGGCGCCAUUCACGGCCCCUAGGGACAGGAGCCUCUCCUGGGUCUCCUCUACCACCCUGCUCCAGGUCCAUGGACCAGCCAAACCCAGCCACCACUCCCACCAAGUCUCCCUGCGCUGCAAGCAGUCAGCCAAGCGCAAGGUGGAGGAGAUGGAGGUCGACGAAUUCUACGAGGGGAUCAAACGACUCUACAACGAAGAGAACGGGGGCGCUCCGGAAGGGACGGCGGUAACGGGUGAGGAGCCUCUAGAGGAGAGUCCUGUCCUGUUGGUCAGGCGGGAUGGCCACACCUCCCCCUGCCCCCCUCUCCAACCCGUCGGUGUCUCAUAGAGAAGAAGAGGAUGAAACCAAGGCCUUCUCUUCCUCUCUACCUGAGCUGCAAGGAAAAUACGUCUCAGUAUUCAAUCUGUCAUGGCAUUUAUCCACCAACCCCAGGCCUCGAUUGAGCACAAAAAAGUCACCAAAAAAAUAUGCUAUUUCAUAACUAUUUGUUGAGCACAAAUAUAAAAGGAUAAAAAAAUAUAUAAUAUAAUGAUAUAGAUAAAGGAAUAAUCUUGUCCUUCAAAAAAGAGGUCAAAUUACUACUUCUCCCUGUGAGUCUCUGUGAUGAUAUUUCUCUAAUGUAAGGUCGUGUCAUCUUAUUUCUGUUGUUGACCCUAACUAAUCUAAGUUUCAAUCAGUAUAUUUAUUUUCUUUACCUUCCUCUAUUUCCUGAAGAAGAAAAAACUCAUUCUCAGCAUGUUGUCUUUAACCCCUCACAAAACAUGUCACUUUAGAGUUUGACUGUAAAAGCGUGUAGAACUAUGUUAACCUGAAGUACUGAAUGGUUGUUUCUAAGGGCUUAUUACGUUUUAAUAAUCUAAAUAUCCCCUUUCCAUAACUUUCCUGUCUUUGUCCCGUCACAGUGUGCUGUAGUAGUUUAACCAAAGAACGAACGUUACAAGCUACUGUCAUUAAUGAUGAUGCAUAAGUGAAUCAAUUUACCCAAUGAAGCAAUAUGUUUUAAGAUAAACAGCUUUGUUAAAAAGAGGGAUUUGUCCGAAGUGGCACCCUAUACCCUACAUAGUGCACUACUUUUUAUUAUAGGUCUAUGGGGGGGAAUAAGGUGACAUUUCAGAUCCAAUCAAGAAGAGGGUUUGAAGAUGUAGCUACCAUAAUUCACCUUAUCUUUGCUGUUCAGAAACAACAUGCUGUUUUUUGUUUAUUUGCCAAAAGGCUCUUGCUCUGGGGUGCUGGUAACUGCCGAUGUACUGCUGACAACUUGUGGCACCAAUAAAAACAAGUGAAAUAAUC